AUGCCUGUAUGUGCCCACACCUAUGCGAAUGUGAUACUCCGCAUCGCGAUAUACCCGUUCGCUUCCUGCGUCAUCAACCUGACUAUGAUAGGUAGUGUGAUACCUGCAACGUCGACGGACGGCAUACGGAACGCGAAUGACUAUCGCAUACUUUUGCUCAGCGACUUCAUCUACGGGGGACGUGCCGUAGUAUAUGCGCUUCUUGCCGCCACAGAUCCGGCUCUUGUACGUGCAGUUCGCGCGUUUGUCGCUGCAUACAAGAUGCGUUGGCACCGGGACAACCGUGCAGAGGCUUGUUUGCGAACUGCUAGGUUCGCCCGUUCUGCAUUACCUCCACUCCGUCGCGAAGACCUCGUUGUUCGGGUUGAGUUGUCCACGGUCAUUGCCAGCGACUACACCGACGGGCGUUCAAGAGCAGACCCAGUCAAUGACACGAAAGCUCGGAAUAGCAGAAUUUGCAGCGACGUUGCCGACAUUGAGUCGACGGGUACCAGUAGGAAGAAUGGCCAAGAUAUGGCCUCUGAGAGCGACGGUGGAUAUGCCAGACGCCACAACGCAGACUUGAACGCGGCGACGGACGUUAUGCCCGCUCUAACCCGUGAUAGAACGACAUCUGCAGUGGCAUUCGAGCUCACCUCGCCAAUCACACCCGCGCAGAGCUUGAGACGCCGCUGGGAGCUCGCGACUAGAGAACAGGCCGAAGGGGAGGAGUUCAUGAGGAUCUUAUGA
This is a messenger RNA of Peniophora sp. CBMAI 1063, 729 nucleotides long. The record is from the annotation of a GenBank genome assembly. NCBI's taxonomy places the organism in Eukaryota, Fungi, Basidiomycota, Agaricomycetes, Russulales, Peniophoraceae.